Encephalitozoon cuniculi GB-M1 is the source of this 1071-nucleotide messenger RNA. RefSeq lists its product as uncharacterized. The transcript has a single exon. NCBI's taxonomy places the organism in Eukaryota, Fungi, Microsporidia, Unikaryonidae. Gene Ontology annotation, molecular function: transcription coactivator activity; RNA polymerase II general transcription initiation factor activity; protein heterodimerization activity. The record is from RefSeq and is marked provisional. The coding region runs from base 1 to 1071 and encodes 356 amino acids. Gene Ontology annotation, biological process: RNA polymerase II preinitiation complex assembly; transcription initiation at RNA polymerase II promoter. Gene Ontology annotation, cellular component: SAGA complex; SLIK (SAGA-like) complex; transcription factor TFIID complex.
AUGCUGUUUUCAAAGGAGACUCUCAAGUCUUUUGCACAGUCGAAGGGGAUUUCCAACAUAGACGACGAUGCGCUGAGGGUCUUGUCUCAGGAUCUGGAGUACAGGAUCAAGGAGGUGUGCCAGGAGGGAAGCAAGUUUAUGGUUGGGUCGAAGAGGACAAAGCUGUCUAUCGACGACAUCAACUACGCCCUCACCAGCAGAAAUGUGGACCCGCUUUUUGGAUACGAUCCACAGGAGAGCCUGGUGUUUCGUGGGCUUCCCUCGAAUGUAUACUAUGUUCCCGAUGAAGAGAUCGACCUGGAAGAGUAUCUUGAUAGGCCUCUCCCCAAGGUUCCUCUCCGGGUAUCGAUCCAAUCGCAUUGGCUAGCAAUCGAAGGAGUCCAGCCGCAGAUCCCCUACAACCCAAUACUUCUUGAGAAGCCCGUUGCGAAGAAAGACACGCUGGGAACCUACCAGGAAGAGGCUGAGCUGAAGUCCCAGAACAAGCAUAUGCUUACAAAGGAGCUGGGCAUGUACUUCGAUAAGGUCAUCCAGGCCAUGGAGAGUGACGAGCAGACGGCCAUGGAGUGCCUGCACAACGAAAGUGGGAUCCAGCAGCUUGUUCCGUACUUUGUUCACCACUUCAACGAGCAGAUAGUGAAGAACAUAAAGAACAAGGAGAAGCUCAUGACUGUUGUGAUGGUUUACAGCUCUCUGCUGAAGAACAAGUACAUCUUCGUUGACCCGUAUCUCCACCAGAUUCUUCCCUCGCUCAUAACAUGCGUGAUUGGAAAGAACGUUGACGAUGACGUUAGAAAGGUGGCUGCAGAUGUGGUCAAGUAUGUCUUCAGCAACUUCUCGAGCUCCUACAAGACACUUGCGCCGAGAAUCAUCAACACACUCAGCAAGGCCUGGCUGGACAGGGAGAAGACCGAGUCCACGCAGUAUGGCGCCUUGUUUUGCCUGAGCAUUCUGUCGAAGCAUGUUGUGGAGACAGUCAUAAAGCCAAAGGCAGACUACUAUGUCAGAGAGAUCAACAAUCCGAGAGUUGUAGGGCUCCUGAAGGAUAUUCUGCAGAGCAAUGGGCUUUAA